AUGCGAGCUGUGACUGCUAUAAUUUUAUUCAUACCAGUUAUCUGUGUCUCGACGGAAAAUUAUCAUAAAUCAGAAUGGAACAAACGACGAUCGUCAAGUAAUUUUUUUGAUGAUGGAAGUCUUAACUCUGAACAAUUUCAUUCAGAUUCAUCUGUGGGGUCUAAAGAUAUUAAAAUUAACAGACCUUUCUGGCAUAACGAAUUUAAAGAUAAUUUAGACUUUAGUUCAUGGAAAACUGGCGAAAAGCAUAGAGUCACUCGACAUGCUAAUAAAGUACUGAUUGAUUCUUCAGCUAGUAGUGAAAGUUUAGCAUCUUCGAAUGUUUGGGCAUCAGGUAUAGAUAAUAUUCCUUCAAAAUCAAAACUUGCUUCGCAUCAAACUCAUAAUUGGAUUCAGGGCUCUAACCAUGGAAUAAAUCCUAACAAUAAGGCGUUGACCUCUUCAAGCUCUUGGGCUAUUAGUAAUAACAUUUCUCCUGCAUCAAAACUCUCCGUAGAUCAUUCCCAAAAGUGGCUAGAGAAUACCAAGCCCAAUUUAAAUUUAAACUUAGAAAAUAUAAUUGGACACGAUUCUCUUACCAGUAAUCAAAAGAAAAAUUUAAAUAUCAUUGAGCCAAAUACUAAGGUGUUAUCUUCUUCACAUUCUUGGGCAAUUAGUGAUGUUCAAUCACCUCCAAUACCAAAACUGCCCGUAGAUCAUUCCCAUCGCUGGACUGAAAGUUCCAAGGAUAAUUCUAAUUUGAAUUUAAAUUUGAAUUUGAAUAAUAAUCAUAAAAAAAUUCCAAGUAUUGAAAUUCUAAACAAUGAUGACUGGAUUUCUUCGAAUUCAUGGGCCAUUAGUGACAGAGACAUUAUUGCUGAAUCAUUACUGGAUAAUGAUAAUAAUCUGCAAAAGAAUAAUAUUAAGACACCCUGGUUACCUCUAAAUAUUGCUAAUAUAAAGGAUGCUACUUCUAUAAUGGAUAUCAUUAACAAAAAACAACCAUCUGAUUUAUCAACAUUAGAUUCAAGUAAAAAAAGUGAUUGGGAUUUAAAUCUUUUGAAUGAAAUUUCUGAUGAACAUGAACUUUGGACAAAUGAACCUAUAAAGUGGAAAGAAAUAACAAAUAUGCCUGAUAUACCAGAUCUAAAUGAGGGGGUUGAAAUUAAUAAAUUACAAGACUUGGACUUGAACAUAUGGAAUCAAAUUGGAAGUUCUACUUUAAAUGUAGAUCAAGGAAGUGAUCUCAGCAAUUUAGGUCAUAUAAAUGUCCGAGAAUCUUCAUUACAAUUAGAUGAUGACCUUAACAUUAAUAAUCAUUCUACGCUCGAAGAUUUGAAAAUCGUUAAGUUACUAAAUGAACUCAAUAAGUCUAAAAACAUUCAUGAAAUAGUUUCAAUUAAAGAUAUACCAAAUUUAGAUAUAUCAAAAAUCAAAGUUGUCCAGAGAAUAAGGUUCUGCGAUCAUCAGUGUAGAAAUGGUUUAAGACAUCUCAGAGGAAAUGAACAGGAAUAUGAUGAACAAUGUUUAAGACAAGUUAAAAAAGAGUUGGAUGAUAUCAUUGCACAUUUCAAGGACAAAAUUGAGUCGAUUACAAAAACCUGUGAAGUAAUUCAAAGUACUAGUACGACUUCAGGUACAACUCAAAAAAUUGAGACAACAUCCAUCGAAGAAAACACAACUCCUAGUAUUCAUACAACAUCAGGAGGAAAUACUGAUAGGACUUCAACUGACAUGGAUCAGACUACGCAAACUACAACAGAAGCGGUGACUACAUCCAGUACAAUCCCAGAUGAUAAUUUAACCACAAAUAGUAUAACAGAGUCUCCAAUAACACCUACAACUAACGAACCGACUGAAACAUCAGUAACGGCUUCAGAGUUUACUACUCCUUCUGAGGGAUCUUCAACGAACGACAAGACCGAUAUGACAACAAGCGGCCCUACUAAUACUACACCAUUUGAUGUCACGGGCACGACGCCAAGCUUCACAACAAAUACAACACCAAGUGAUACCACCGAUACAACAUCUAGUGUGACUGGUAUAACUGAAACUCCCGAUGAAGGGACGACGACAAGUAGUGAUAUAACUGGCUCACCAACACCAACAAUUACAGGCGAGCCGACGAAUCCAACAGUGACUGCAUCAGACGCUACAACCCCUUCUACUGAACCUACAACUUCUGGUGAAAAUACAGACACUACUCCGUCUAUUACUUCAUCAACAUCAGGUGGUAACACUGACACUACUCCGUCAGUAACAACAUCCACAUCUGAUGGCAAUACAGAUCCAAAUACAAGUAAUACUACACCAAGUGUAACAGACUCGACAGUGACACCCGAUGGAGGAUCAACGACUAGUAGUGAAAAUACUACGCCAUCGCCAACGAACCCAUCAGUCUCUACUCCAGAAACUACAACUCCAUCGACUGGUUCGUCUCCCAGUGACUCUACAGACACGACUGAAUGUAUCGAAGAUACAACUCCUUCUGGUACCCCAUCAACUUCUGGUGGAAAUACAGACACUACUCCUGCUGGUACCCCAUCAACUUCUGGUGGAAAUACAGACACUACUCCAACGGGCCCAUCAUCGACGUCUGGUGGUAACACAGAUCCAAAUACAAGUAACACUACACCCAGUGUAACAGGCUCGACUGGGACCCCCGAUGGAGGAUCAACGACUAGUAGUGAAAAUACUACGCCAUCGCCAACGAACCCAUCAGUCUCUACUCCGGAAACAACAACUCCAUCGACUGGUUCGUCUCCCAGUGACACUACAGAUACGACUGAAUGUAUCGAAGAUACAACUCCGUCUGGUACAACAUCAACUUCUGGUGGAAAUACAGACACUACUCCUGCUGGUACCCCAUCAACUUCUGGUGGUAAUACAGACACUACUCCAACGGGCCCAUCAUCGACGUCUGGUGGUAACACAGAUCAAAAUACAAGUAACACUACACCCAGUGUAACAGGCUCGACUGUGACCCCCGAUGGAGGAUCAACGACUAAUAGUGAAAAUACUACGCCAUCGCCAACGAACCCAUCAGUCUCUACUCCGGAAACAACAACUCCAUCGACUGGUUCGUCUCCUAGUGAAACUACAGAUACGACUGAAUGUAUCGAAGAUACAACUCCGUCUGGUACCCCAUCAACUUCUGGUGGAAAUACAGACACUACUCCUACUGGUACCCCAUCAACUUCUGGUGGUAAUACAGACACUACUCCAACGGGCCCAUCAUCGACGUCUGGUGGUAACACAGAUCCAAAUACAAGUAACACUACACCCAGUGUAACAGGCUCGACUGUGACCCCCGAUGGAGGAUCAACGACUAGUAGUGAAAAUACUACGCCAUCGCCAACGAACCCAUCAGUCUCUACUCCGGAAACAACAACUCCAUCGACGGGUUCGUCUCCCAGUGACACUACAGAUACGACUGAAUGUAUCGAAGAUACAACUCCGUCUGGUACCCCAUCAACUUCUGGUGGAAACACUGAUACUACACCUUCUGGUACCCCAUCAACUUCUGGUGGUAAUACAGACACUACUCCAACGGGCCCAUCAUCGACGUCUGGUGGUAACACAGAUCCAAAUACAAGUAACACUACACCCAGUGUAACAGGCUCGACUGUGACACCCGAUGGAGGAUCAACGACUAGUGGUGAAAAUACUACGCCAUCGCCAACGAACCCAUCAGUCUCUACUCCGGAAACAACAACUCCAUCGACUGGUUCGUCUCCCAGUGACUCUACAGACACGACUGAAUGUAUCGAAGAUACAACUCCUUCUGGUACCCCAUCAACUUCUGGUGGUAAUACAGACACCACUCCAACGGGCCCAUCAUCGACGUCUGGUGGUAACACAGAUCCAAAUACAAGUAACACUACACCCAGUGUAACAGGCUCGACUGUGACCUCCGAUGGAGGAUCAACGACUAGUAGUGAAAAUACCACACCUGCUCCAACACCAUCGUUUACCACCCCAGCAGUGACUAAUCCGGAAAAUACGACGCCUUCUGGUGGUUCUUCUCCUAGCGAAGCUACAGACACAACUGAAUGCAUUGAAGAUACCACUCCUUCGGGUACCCUAUCAACUUCUGGUGGAAUCACUGACACUACACCUUCUGGUACACCAUCAACUUCAGGUGGAAAUACAGACACUACACCGAAUGUAACAGGAUCUACUGUGACAUCCGAUGGUGGUUCAACAACUGGUAGUGAAAAUACUACGCCAUCGUCGACAAACCCAUCAGUCACUACUUCCGGAACCACAACUCCUUCGACUGGUUCUUCUCCCAGUGAUGCUACAGAUACAACUGAAUGCAUCGAAGAAACACCUUCAACUCCCGGUGAUAAUUCCAAUACCACACCUCCAAGUUCAAACGACGCAACUUCAAGUGUAACACAAACAAGUGUUACUCCAGACGGGGGUGCAACAACAUCUAGUGCUAGUGUAACAGUUCCAAAUGGUGGCACUUCAACAAUCAGUGAUAAUACAUCAUCUUCUACUAAUAUUUUGACAACUGUUUCUACUUCAACUGCCACGCCUGAUAUCAAUGGUAAUACCACCGAAUGUGUUGAAGAAGCAGAUGCAACAACAGAACGAAAUAGUUCUGGCCAAUCCCCUGGUUUAGUUGGUGGAUUAUUGCAGGGUUUAACUGGGUAA
Molecule: messenger RNA, 4641 nt
Organism: Trichogramma pretiosum
Lineage: Eukaryota; Metazoa; Arthropoda; Insecta; Hymenoptera; Trichogrammatidae
Product: mucin-2-like
Exons: 7
Coding region: 1-4641 (1546 amino acids)
Source: RefSeq, a predicted model, not a curated record